AUGUCUUACAUAGCUGAAUACCAUCCGCGUAUUAAUACAAUCACUGUCUCGGCCCAGAGGGAAACUCCCAUAAAAAGCAUCUCCAUCAAUCAUGGUCUAUGUCUUCUAGGAGAUCAAAACGAUAUCACUAAAUAUACUCUUCCAGCAGUCCGCGAUGACUUCACCCACAGUUAUGUCAUCACCAAAGUCAAUGCUACCCCAAGCUCUGACAUCAUUAAUGUUAGUAUCGAUGUAAAGAGUGAUCAACAGCGAUCUUCUCCCCCCACAAUCAAUUCCUUUGUGGAGCACCAAUUGAUAUCAAAAUGGUGUUGCAAGUAUCUACAAUUACAUACUCCUCAGGACGGUGUUACCCGGACAAACGAGUUCAGAUUUGUAUGUGGCCAAUGCUCUAAUUCUAUAAUUGAUUCUAAGGAGUUCAAAUUCAUGGAUAUGCCCUCUGAAUGGUGGCAUGAACUUAUGGAGUUUUGGCAUUGUCAUAAGCCUCAUGAUAAUAGUGACGGUGCUUUGAACAAUUAUAACGGGAUCUUAAAGCCAAAAUUAGGGUCUAUAAUUAUUGGAACUUACUACCUAUUGAUUAACAGUGAGCAACAACAUACUUUACCACUAAGCAUAGUAGCUGAAACUGUUUGUUGCUCCAAAUGCUCCUUUAAAUUAGGUGAAUACAACAAACAAGGUCAAUUCUUCAAAAUAAUGAAGUGGCAUAUCAACCUUAGUUAUAACGAUGGUACCAUUGAAAAGUUUAAACAAAACAUUUACUUAUAUGAUGUCUUAAUGGAUCGUCUUAAUAUAACUGCAUCAAGAUGGUUUCAAACAAAACUAAAUGAUGAUCAAUGGUUACAUCUUUGGUUAAUAAAUGUUGGUUCACUGGUAAUUAUUAAUGGGAAAUCUUUGACUAAUGCCUUAAAAUUGGGAUUCAGAAUUGACAAUAUGGAAUUAUCUGGUAGAGAUAAUCUUGAGACAUUGACAUUUGCUGAAAACAAUGCAAAUAUAUUGGCAGAUUUAUUAUCAACGGUUCAUGAAUGGAUUAAACCUUUUGUUCCACCAAUUAAAUCUUUAGAUGGGGAAUAUCAAAUCUCAUACUUGUCGCCGGACGACAUAAUUUAA
This is a messenger RNA of Lizanozyma spartinae, 1104 nucleotides long. RefSeq names its product putative polyadenylation protein. NCBI's taxonomy places the organism in Eukaryota, Fungi, Ascomycota, Pichiomycetes, Serinales, Debaryomycetaceae. Gene Ontology annotation, molecular function: cyclin binding; ubiquitin conjugating enzyme binding; ubiquitin protein ligase activity. Bases 1 to 1104 code for a protein of 367 amino acids. The transcript has a single exon. Gene Ontology annotation, cellular component: nucleus; ubiquitin ligase complex; cytosol. The record is from RefSeq and is a predicted model, not a curated record. Gene Ontology annotation, biological process: proteasome-mediated ubiquitin-dependent protein catabolic process; protein autoubiquitination; protein polyubiquitination.